AUGCUCAGUGAUCAGACAUGGAUACAUUUCAGAUACGUCGACCAACUCACUGUCAAUGGAGGUGGCACUUUGGAUGGUCAAGGCACUGCCACUCGCCAAAAAUACUAUGGAUUUGGCCUUCAUAAACAACGGAGCCCUACUGACAACCGUAAGACAGAUGGAAUCAAAAUCUCCCACACAAAUGGCAUAAACAUCACAAGUGUGCAUAUUGGCACUGGUGAUGACUGUGUUGCUAUGAUUUGUGGCACCAAGAAGGUGCGAAUUACAGAUGUUUUCUGUGGCCCAGGCCAUGGAAUCAGCGUGGGAAGCCUUGGUGGUGGGAAUCCGGAAGAAAUACCAGUGGAAGAUGUAGUUGUCAAGAGCUGCACCUUCAAUGGUUCCAGCAAUGGUGUUCAAAUAAAAACAUGGCCUGUUCCAUUGAAUACACCUUUUACGGUUUCUGGGUUCACCUAUGAAGACAUUACCAUGAUUAAUGUGCAACAUCCCAUUGUCAUCAAUCGACAAUAUUGUCCGGAACAUAAUUGCGACCUCACGGUACGUUUCUGCUUCUGA
Messenger RNA from Sphenostylis stenocarpa, 552 nucleotides. NCBI's taxonomy places the organism in Eukaryota, Viridiplantae, Streptophyta, Magnoliopsida, Fabales, Fabaceae. The record is from the annotation of a GenBank genome assembly.